Molecule: messenger RNA, 520 nt
Organism: Hibiscus syriacus
Lineage: Eukaryota; Viridiplantae; Streptophyta; Magnoliopsida; Malvales; Malvaceae
Product: BURP domain protein RD22-like
Exons: 1
Coding region: 96-512 (138 amino acids)
Source: RefSeq, a predicted model, not a curated record
CCUUUGCACAUGUCUUGAACUAUUUUUCAUUGCAAUCUAAAUCAACAACAUCUAAAAUACUGGAACAGGCAAUCGAGGAUUGUGAAGCACCAACCAUGGAAGGAGAAACAAAAUAUUGCGCAACGUCAUUCGAGUUUUUCGUGGAUUCGGGUGUUUCCAUGCUGGGAAAAAACAUCGAGCUUUUGUCGACAGAGUUAGAGAAAGAGACGCAAAGCCAAGAGUUUAGUGUCGGGGAGGGAGUGAAAAUGAUGGGUGAAUCUACGAUUGUUUGUCACAAAAUGGAGUAUGCAUAUGCAGUGUUCUUAUGCCACUCCAUUGAUAAAACAGAUUUGUAUAAUGGUCCUUUAGUUGGGGAAGAUGGAACAAAAGCUACAGCAUUGGGCGUUUGCCAUAAAGAUACAUCAGCUUGGAAUCCCAAUCACUUGGCUUUCCAGGUUCUCAAAGUUAAGCCAGGAACUGUUCCCGUCUGUCAUUUUCUAGCCAGAGACGCCCAUGUCUGGGUUCCCAACUAAAUUUGCUA